Molecule: messenger RNA, 262 nt
Organism: Racocetra persica
Lineage: Eukaryota; Fungi; Glomeromycota; Glomeromycetes; Diversisporales; Gigasporaceae
Source: the annotation of a GenBank genome assembly
AGAAUCAUUGUGGAAGCAGCCACCAACUAUGAAAAUGAAUUGAAUAUUGAACUUAAUUCUGGUGGAAUUUGGGAGUUGGAUUCCAAAGUAGUAAAUAAUAUUAUUGCAGAAUUAAAAAGAGAUAAAUUAAAUGCAUUAGACAUUGAUGAAGAAUUUGAAAUCUGUACAAAUAAAAAAAGUGAUGAGCACAAGGAUUUGAAUCUAUAUCAAAAAAAGAUUAAAGAAAAAAAGGUAGUAAUUCCAAUACCACUAAGCUUUUUAG